This is a messenger RNA of Aethalodelphis obliquidens (Pacific white-sided dolphin), 3340 nucleotides long. RefSeq names its product junctional cadherin complex regulator (gene JHY). The record is from RefSeq and is a predicted model, not a curated record. The transcript is spliced from 8 exons. Bases 1 to 2310 code for a protein of 769 amino acids. NCBI's taxonomy places the organism in Eukaryota, Metazoa, Chordata, Mammalia, Artiodactyla, Delphinidae. Gene Ontology annotation, biological process: axoneme assembly; brain development.
AUGAUUCAUCGUAAAUUAAUUCCCAAGCGCUCUAUUCUGUCUCCUGUUCAUCACACCAACUUAAAGGUCCAGUCCACAGAGCCACCUUUUAAGAAAGAAGACUUACAUUUGAUUUCAAGAGACUCCUUGGAAUCUGAUUCAGAAAGCGUCACUCAAGAGAUCAAGUCCCAGUCUAAACUUGAAGACCAAAUUCAGGACAACGACAUGGAGCCUGACAGCUUAGAGGAGGAGAACUUGAGUGAGACGGAAGAGGAAGCAAGCAGAAAAGCAGCUCAGAGAAACCUCCAUACCCAAGAUGCUGGUGCGAAUAACAGUCAACAACCCAUAGAAGACAAAUACUCAGACCUGCGCUAUGACCCAAAUUGGAAGAGGAAAAAAGAGGAAGGGAAGUUGUUGGCUGUGGAAGCACUGCCAGAGUCUGUGGACAGCUCUGCAGAAAAUCUGACUUUGAAUCCACUUUACCCUUCCAAGGAAACUUCGAUGGAACUCUCAGGGGGGAAAGGUGAACAGAAGAGCCCACCGAGCACAGCCUCCUUACCUGGGAGUGAAUUUUUAAGUCCAAACUACGAGCAUGGUGCCCAUCGCAGCGGGCCAUUUUCAGUGCUGAGCAGCAGUGACCCGGAGGAGAAGUCCAGCAACCUCUCUCAGUACUUGAAGAGUUCAAGUUCACAGAGUGAGGUAUUCCUGCCGGGAUCACACGGCCCUCGGCGAAGGAAGUCCAAACAGUAUUUUGUGGAAAAAAACAAACUGACUUUGGGAUUACGCACUCCGAAAACGGACUCUUAUCUUCAACUUCACAAUAAAAAAAGGCGGGAAACUCACCCAGAACAGAUCUCCUACCCCGUCAGAGUAACUGACAAGACGUCUAUUCAGAACACCAGCGAGAUUGGAAAUGUCACUAUCGACCCUGAAGACAAAUGGCAUCAAAAAGCCCAACAGCUAAAGGACUACCAGGAACACUGGUCUCAAUUUGAAAAUGCAAAAUCAAGCAAUGGACCCAGAGGUCAAUCUUCAGAAACAACCAAUGGCCAGCAACCUUCCAGAAGACCAGCCAAGCACAAGAUUCAAAAACAGCAUGAACACCGGCAUGGCCCAAAGUCUUUGGUGACUGAAGAGCUGGUUGUCAGUCAAGGAAACCAGAAUAACGCUUCCAGACAGCAGCAAACCCCAACUAAGCCUAUACCUACGGCAGUGAAACAGGAAACAGUCGUGGUUAUGAAUGCCCCGAACAAUGAUUUACAAUACUCAGGUAUACCGAGAAGCCAGGAAUCCAAAGUAACCUCCAAUAAAUUUGCUCCACCACACCAGGCUUCGGACAAGGUAUUAUAUAGAAAUUCUACCAGGUGUCACUCAAUGAUGAAUGUUAAUACGGAAAGAGGACGCAAAGACCAAGAAGAGAAAAGAUUUUCAAAUCAGCAGCUACACAUCGACACUCUUUCCAAUACGGACUUGAACUAUCUUCAUGAACUGAAUAAGAAGCACGCAUCCCUUAGCCAGAAAGGCUCUCAGUCUGUUUCUAACAUAAAUGAUAGUGGAUCAACUGAAAAUAAGAAGCAACCCAAACGGACUUAUACAGAAACAAAGUAUAAGGACUUAGAAAUAUUAUGGAAGUUCCAUUCUUCCUCUGAGAGCCAACCUGCUAGUGCCUCUCCAGACUCCCGCCUCACCCAGACAAUGGAGCAGCAUCAGCAAGCGCUGAUGCAUCUGACUGAGGUGCAUCCCCACGAAGGGGCCUUACCCGGCGUCACGCUUCCACCCAUACCGUCAAGGGUGGAAAGUGAAUCCCAACUCAGUUCAGAGAGAAGCCAAAGAAACCAAGUGAAAAUUAGCCGUAGCAAUUCUGAAGGCUAUCUGUUUCAACUGGAAAAGGGGAAGAAGCAUGGGAAAAGAAGCAGCAUUAAGAGUUCCAAGCUGAAAGCUUAUCAGAACAGAGACAUGAAGCUUGGAGGCCUCGGACCUGACCUUGAGUCCAUCAGAGACAAAAUGCAGAAAUUAAUACAGCAAAAGGAAUAUGCAAAACAAGUAAAGGAAUACAACAUGAAGGCACUAUCCAUCCCGUCAAAGCCACAAAUAGCAAAGACUGAAAAUAAAUCUGCUGUCCCUCGGCAGAAGGCUUUGGAAUAUGCUAAGACCAUCCCCAAACCCAAACCUGCAAAUCUGAGUGGUCAAGCCUCAAAGGAAAAGAAAAAUCCAACCCAUGCUGGAAACGGAGACAUUUUACCUGAAAUCUCACUGCUGGAAGUACUGCAGAACAGACACGAAAGGGAAAAACAGGCUGUGGCUGCUUUUAAAGCCCUUCACAUUGUAUAGACAAGAGAUGACCAGAGAUGCCCAGGGGAUGGACCUGGAGAAGAGAAACUCCAACCCACUGCUCUGCAUUGAGAGUGAUGACCUAGCAUCGUCACCUCACUGCAGUCCACGUUUGCUUCGUACAGGGUUUAAAAUAUGGGGCCCUGUUACAUUACGGCGCCAUAUUUUACUUUCCAGGAAGAAAAACUAUUUUAAUUAUUUAUUUUCAGAUCAGUUAAUAUUGGGGCUGAAUAAGAACUAGGGAGUAAAGCCUUUGGGUUUUAUCCUGGAUCCUUUGAUUUCUUUUUGGCUUUAUAUUGGCUCUUUUAAUUUCUUAAAUGAUCGCUACCCUUUCUUAGCAUAAUGAAACUCUUAAAGUUACCCAGAAAUAAAUGUAUCUACUUGUGUUUCUUUCUCAUUUUUCUGAUUAAAAAAAAAACUAUAAGCACUUCAGUUUCUAUUGAAAAGAACUCAACUUGGACUAAACACCGGUAAAUUUUGCAAUAUCAUUUCCAAAAUAUUUCAGAAAUCUCUAAAUUUAGCCAAGGGUUUGUAUGUAAAAUUUAACAAAUGAAAGUGCUUCUAGAUGUGCUACUCAAGUUAAACAAAUCUCAAUGUUGUUCUAACAGAGCAUCAAGAUAUUAAUUAGAAAUCCACCAAGUCCAAAAGCACGCAACUCGGGCACCUCUGAGAGAGAUGCUUGCUCAAAGCUGCUGACUCCAAGUACAUAAAUUUGCUGAACAUCUUGCCCUCAAAAAUAUCUUAAAAUAUCAAACGUGUGCUUCCACACAAAAACAUUAGGUAAGACAAAAACAUCCCACAGAAACAUCCUACUGAAUGUCAAUAUUAAUAUUUUUUCCCUUUUAAAGAAUCUUUUGAAACUGCAUAAACAUUGUGAAAUUCCCAGGUCUUAAAAUAGUCCCUGGGACUAUUUUAAAUCCUAUUAAAUUAGGAUUUAAAUUUUACUUACUUGCUUGUACUAGAUGGGCAUUGCAUUCUUAGAUGGCUACAUCCAGAAAUGGACACAUUUAACAAUAAUUUAGGGAAAAUC